AUGCCACCUAAAAAGAAAUCUCGUGGGGCUACCACCGUUGUCCGUGGAGAGGGUCGAACCACGCGCUCUGCAGCCAAGAAGGCUAAAUCGGAUCAUACUGAAUCAGAGGGAUCAGCAUCUUCCGAUGAGGAGAAGUCUUUCGAUAAAGGCCGCGUAAUGAGUGUGCUGAGAUACGAUUUCGACGAUCUAUUGACAAAUGACCGUUUCGAGCACCCGGAACUCAUCUCUAGGAUUGAUCCGAAGGAAUUUAAUCUCGAUUACUAUGAAAAAUCCCGUCUUGCAACACCACUUCUCUUCGAUUGCGAUGCGCAUGAACUCGGGAUGAAGGUUCCGAAAGCUGAAGAGUUCUCGGUUGAUGACGUCUUGAGGCUUGUUGGUGGAAAUCGUAUGAUUGAAGUGGUCGAAGUUAGCGGACAAACAAGUGUGAAGAUGUGUCUGCAAGAUUUCAUCGAUUAUUACAAAACUCCAAAAGAAGAACGAGAGACAUUGUACAAUGUGCUGUCCUUGGAGUUUUCGAACACAGAGAUGGAGGACAUCAUACAGUCACCAACUCUCGUUCGUCAAAUAGACUGGGUUGAAAAUCAUUGGCCGGAUGCUCUGCGUCAGCGGUACAUCACGUUUAACAAGAAAGGACAUUACACUCCUCAUCACACGUAUCCAAAAGUACAAAAUUAUUGUUUGAUGAGUGUUGAACGCUGCUACACGGAUUUUCACGUCGAUUUUGGUGGCACUUCGGUAUGGUACCAUGUUCUCAAAGGCCAAAAGAUAUUCUGGCUGAUUGAACCUAGUCUGACCAAUAUCCGCUUAUAUGAGGAAUUUGUGAAAAACCCGGAGCAAACAGGAUUUUUUGGUCAUGUUGUUGAUAAAUGCGCUAGAGUGGUAUUGAAUCCUGGAACAACAACAAUUAUCCCUUCUGGCUGGAUUCAUGCUGUAUACACACCUUCUGAUAGUCUGGUUUUUGGUGGUAACUUCCUCCAUUCACUUCGUUCUGAAAUGCAAAUCCAAGUUUACCUCAGCGAGAAUCGUAUCAAUAUCACGAAGAAAUUCCGUUUUCCCUAUAUAGAGGAGCUCAUGUUAUAUGUGAUUGCGGAUGUCGUUUUAAGGUGUACGGGGCGUCGUUACGUCCGACCGGCUCGAGUUGAUAAUGCUAGGUUUGAUUAUGUCGGGAAAGUAUGGAAAGAAAAAGGAAACCAUCGAAAAGUAAUAAACUAUCAAGACUAUAUGAGUGGUGGUAUACAACUUGAGCAGAAAGAUCUGGUGGCUAUAGAUAAUCAAUCCGAAAUUCAAGACAACGGGGUGGUCAACGUCAUUGCCAUGCAUGCCGAAAAUACUCUACUGUAUAACACUGCUGCUGCUGCUGCUGCCUCAGCUGAUCAAGGAGGGAAAUUAGCCGAUGAGAACAUUGAAGAGGAAGUUACGAGCGGUGAAGAGAAAAACGGAGAAGAUGGAGACAAAGAGAAAAAAGAAGUCAUGCCUCAUAAUAUCAAUCCCACCAUUUUUUACCAUGAAGCCUCGAUAUUUCACGAUCUGUAUGGAAGAUCUACAAGUGCUCAUCGUAACCCAGUAGGCGAAGAGCCACCUAUACUGUUCAAUCAAGCUGAGCUUGAUCGUAUUUCCCAUCUUCUGCUACCUGAAUAUGAGCGAUUGUGUGAAUAUCUACGGAAAAAGAGACUGCUAGAUGUGGCUGAAGGCAUUACUCAACCUGCUAGUCUGCUUAAUUGCUUCAAUUGUAUCUUACAGAAAAGGCGGGAACAGCUGGGUUCUCCGCGAACACCACGUUCGGCGAAAUCUGGACAGGUUGUCCCGGCUAAGGAAUCCGCUGGUGAAGAAACAGAGGGGCAUGUUAACACCGAGGAUGAAACGAAUGCUAAUGAGGCGGCAAAUGGUGCUGGUGAAGUGGAAAUGAAAAUGGAAGAGGGCACAGGUGAAGAGAGCGGUGCUCAUAUAAAAAGUGAAUAUGUGGAAAAUGUGGAGAAAAAAGAAGAAGAAGAUGAGGAGCAAGAUGAUGAGAGCGCUUCGAAGCCUUCGACAUCGCGAAAACGUCAGGCAGAUGAAGACUAUGACGUAGAAGCUGAGGCAGUACCUGAACCCGAGGAAGACGAUGACGAGGACUAUGAAGAGAAGCCCAAACGAAAAGGUGCCAAGUCGGAAAAGAAAAAGAAGGAGAAAUCAGAAAAGAAACCAAAAGAGGCAAAAGAGAAAAAGACACCAAAGCGACGAACAUCAUUGUCUUUCGAAGACGCUCUGGGAGGUGGGGAUAUUCAUUUAUCAAGAGGUGUGCUUGCGAAAAUGUCACAUAUGCGAAGUGUGCCAUAUUUAGGAACUCCAAAGAGUGUAAAAAAGAAGCACGACCCUAAGAAGGACAAGCCUAUGUUUGUAGGAGGAUUGCCCAUGGCUCCCAUACAGGAUGGUCCCGUUGUGCCUAAUGCCUAUAAUUACGACCCAAUGGCAGAAAUUAUGAAGCUCGGAACUGGACAGUUUCAAAGCGCAUAUCGGAAGUCAAAACUGAACAUCACUCCUCCAAAGGACAAAAAGAUCUACAAGCUGGAACCAAAGCAUCACGAUGAAGAAGAGCAUCAGGAUACCAAGAACGGCGCUGAGAAGAGCUCAAAGCCAGAACCACCGCGACCACCAGUGAUUGCGCCGCUUAGUGUAAAUACUAGACGACAUAGUGAAGGAGAACCCCUACGGAAGUUAGUCCUGCAGCAUCUCGUGCAUCUCGAGGUUCAUUUAGUGAAUUCGGUGCCACCAGUGCGAUCUCUCCGUUGUCAAGAAACGGCUCGGCACACACUACACCACAGCAUCAUCCCUCACCAGUUAAUUCUUUCACCACGCGAUGAGCGACCAGUGAAUAGAUUCCAAGAAGUAAGAAAGGCUCGAUUCGCUGACAAUCCAGUAUCGGACGUCUCUCCACCCCCCGUAUCCACUACUCCACCGUUUAUGACAUCUCCAGCACCUCUACAAUCUCCCGAUCUUCCCCCUGUGUUCACAUCUUCUUCAACAACAGCGCCACCCACGACAAACGUUACUCCAAAGAUUCCCAUGAAGCAGGCGUUAGCUCAGUUGGGUCAGAUCGUCAAAGAACUUAACGAAGUUAAUGCGUUGUAA
This is a messenger RNA of Ostertagia ostertagi, 3108 nucleotides long. The record is from the annotation of a GenBank genome assembly. NCBI's taxonomy places the organism in Eukaryota, Metazoa, Nematoda, Chromadorea, Rhabditida, Trichostrongylidae.